CAGGUUUAGCUCGUUUUGACUACACCCGACUCCUGAGAGGUGAUAGAAAGAGCGCAAUGGGCGGAAGGGAACGAGAGAAAGGUGCCCUGAAGUCUGCGCUGGUUGUCGCCGGUGGCCUGGCCCUGGCAUGGGUGACGAUGGAAACGGCCUUCAAGCCUUGGCUCGACCGCCUCCGAUCCUCCAUCGCCCGCUCCGAUCCCGCCGCUGACCCUGACGACGCCGACGCCGCUGCCACCGCCACUCUUGAUGAUUCUAAGGAGGUGGAUGUCGUCGAUGUGGAGGAGGACGUGAAGGUGAUUGAAGGAAGCCAAUCGUCUGAUUAAGCUAAUAAAUAUGAUGCAAGCGUUCAGAAGUCUUCAAUAUAAGAUCUGAUUACAAGCCUUUAUAUCACAGUUGCACUCUUAGCUCAAAACAAAGCCUUUAGUAUGAUAAAUACCAAAUCAACUGUCGUAGAUGUGAUGCAGCUUAGCUUAUACAUUUGAAAAUUCUCUUCUGAAUCUGCACUUUUGUUAUUGGCUAGUGCUUGAAUGAAGUAUAUGGCUUCACUGAAUGCAAAGCUUAUGAUAUAAGAUAUGCUUCCAUUUUGUUCCUCAA
This is a messenger RNA of Dendrobium catenatum, 594 nucleotides long. Its product is annotated as outer envelope membrane protein 7. NCBI's taxonomy places the organism in Eukaryota, Viridiplantae, Streptophyta, Magnoliopsida, Asparagales, Orchidaceae. The transcript is spliced from 2 exons. The record is from RefSeq and is a predicted model, not a curated record. Gene Ontology annotation, cellular component: chloroplast outer membrane. Bases 57 to 323 code for a protein of 88 amino acids.